UGUAGUGAGGUUGUGUUCGUUGAUUCUCUACGAAAUGAUUGAGUAUAUAUGACCUCUACUUUGACCACAGUGCCCAAUUCCCUAAACCUGGAUUCAUCUAAUAUACUUGAGCACUUGAAUGAUUCUAUCCAGAAAAGGUGCAGCAACAGCAAGGCUAACAUAGGUGGCGUUCUGUUCACACCAAGCAGCUGCAUUAGUGAUGGCUCUGGCAACAAGACUGGUGCAGCAGCAAACAGCGGCAGCUCUAAACCUGCAGCACAAACAUCUACUACACCUGCAGCACCUGCAGCAGAUGUCGUGCUGACUGACAGCAUGUCUAAAGGCAGAGGAGGUGGUCGCUCUGGCCACAGCACUUCUCCUGAGAAGCCAGCUGCAGGAGGAGGUGGAGAGCGAUCUCCUGAUGACGGUGGUGGUGAAGUUACACAAACUCCUCCCCCUCGUGUGGGGAUGCGAGGAGGGAGGAGGUAUAUGGGAUUAGGGUCCCCAUACAAGCCGGUGCUUGGACGUGGGGAAGACUUGCUCAAACGUCCCCGUGGGGGCCGUAGUCCCCUGGUUGAGGAGUACCCGGUGCGUAGGGGGUCCCCCAUCACCCCCAACAAAACCGCCAUGAAGAUAAGGAGGUCUGGGGGCGUCCCUGUUCCCUUGGGGGGCCGCCGAAAAUCCCUACACCCACCAGUGCCCCCGCUGGCUGAGGAAGAACCAGGGGGGACCGAGACCGGGGUUGCGGAUGAGGACGCAGUGGUGCUGCGUCAUCCCCAAGGGGAGGAUCAAGGGAUAAGCGAUAAAGAGAAGCAGCAGGGCGAGGAGAAGGAGCGUGACGAGAAGGAUGAAGACCACAGACAUGAAGAUAAAGACGAUGAUAUUGAUGAGGCUAUUGACAAGUCACCAGGGUCCCGCUACCUCAAGUUCGAGAACGAGAUCGGGCGGGGCUCGUUCAAGACGGUCUACCGGGGCGUCGACACGGAGACCGGCGUCGACGUCGCCUGGUGUGAACUGCUC
Messenger RNA from Hyalella azteca, 999 nucleotides. Its product is annotated as serine/threonine-protein kinase WNK2. Gene Ontology annotation, molecular function: protein serine/threonine kinase activity. The transcript is spliced from 2 exons. Gene Ontology annotation, biological process: intracellular signal transduction; protein phosphorylation. The annotation marks the transcript as partial. Lineage: Eukaryota; Metazoa; Arthropoda; Malacostraca; Amphipoda; Hyalellidae. The record is from RefSeq and is a predicted model, not a curated record. Gene Ontology annotation, cellular component: cytoplasm.